Messenger RNA from Epithele typhae, 783 nucleotides. RefSeq lists its product as uncharacterized. The record is from RefSeq and is a predicted model, not a curated record. NCBI's taxonomy places the organism in Eukaryota, Fungi, Basidiomycota, Agaricomycetes, Polyporales, Epitheliaceae. The coding region runs from base 1 to 783 and encodes 260 amino acids. The transcript has 3 exons.
AUGGCCAUCGACCCCAGCCGACAGUCUCCCCGCGUCCCUCCGGAGAUCUCAGACGAGAUCAUAAAACACCUCGAUCCAACAGUGGACAGAAAGACACUCCUCCAGUGCGCCCUCGUCUCCCACACCUGGCAAGCAGCCAGCAAAUACGUCCUCAGUGCCGAACCCGGGUUCCUUACCCUUGAGAACGCCUACAUUUUUGUCGCACGGUUCUGUUCCACUCUUGAUCCAACACUACCCCCUAGUCUCUUCGCCAAUCUCCGUACCGUCGCUCUUCGCAGACUGAUGAUGGUCGUCGACGACCUCAGCCUCGAAGCUGCGUAUUUUCUCGAUCAGCCCUCCAUAUCCAAUUUACCACGUGUUACACGUCUCACAAUCUUGGCCACCAAGGGCACAACAGCGAAUCUGCUCGCCGUCGCGCGACGACUCGUGCAAGGGAGUAGUCCUCGUCUGCACGACAUCGAAUUCUACUGGGACGCGGAGGCCCUCACCAGCGCAUCACCCGCAGCCCUCGGCGAACUCGGCGAACUCACAUCAUGUGCCCCGUUUUCGGCAAUGAAGACGGCAACCUUCUUCCUGGAUAUGGAGCGCAGCUGGGACGGGGAGGAUGACUAUCACAUCGCGGUGAAGGCGGCGUGCGCGUGCGUGGUGGAGAUGCUGACAGGCGCUUUGCCCGACUUCGUGCGGAAGACCCAAGUGGAGGUGGACAUGUACGGGAACAGUCAUGCCCGCGUUCGGAUGCCGGUCGUCUCUCCGAUCCCGCCCCCUCCUGCGCCAUCUCCGUGA